Cyclocybe aegerita is the source of this 4002-nucleotide messenger RNA. NCBI's taxonomy places the organism in Eukaryota, Fungi, Basidiomycota, Agaricomycetes, Agaricales, Hemipholiotaceae. The record is from the annotation of a GenBank genome assembly.
AUGCCUGCCGAUCGCAUCGAAAAGAUCUCGAAGAAGCGCAACCCCGGCCCCGCUGAGCUCAAUCGGCAGCGAAGAAAUCAUGGCCAAGAAGCAGGACUCUCUGCACAGACGUCUGACCGAGCCCGUCAUGGCACCUCGAAGAAGGCAUACCUAGCUGGUCCAUCUAUCGGCCAACAGACCACCGCUAGGCACCCAGAUUCCAUCCCAAGCACCUCUGCCAUUCCAUCCUCUUCCUCUUCAGAGCCACAGUCAGCCCUGCCCGAAAUCGUGAAUUUUUUUGACAACUUCAAGAUUCCUCCCAUUGGCAAAUACAAACAUACGACAUCUAGAAGGACAAGGGGCCCGAAAUGUUUUGACAUGCAUCUUCACAAAGAUCUUCGCCUGAAGGAGGUCGUCAUCCUUCAUCGUCUCACUGAGGUUCUCGUUCUAGAUUGCGACAAAUUAGCGGAGGCAUGUCAGUUGACCAGCGAGAAUUUUCCAGGCAUUUCAACUCAGAAGGCCGCCGCCGUUGCUGCGAAUGAGCGAGAUCUAGUCGACUUUUAUGAAAAGCAGAUUUCGUCAGUAUACUCGGGUAUGGCUAGUGGCCUCCUUUUCAACAGCGCUGAUUGGCACCCUGUCUUCGAAUGGACCACCUACCCAAAACCAAAUGCCGCCCCACGUACCGAGGCACUCGCUGAUGGUUUUCUAUCUUUGGCCUCUGACCGCGAGCAUCUGCCACGCGAGCACCAGGAUGACAUGGCGCUACUCGAGAAACAUAAUUUCCACCACCUGGUAGCAUGGGAAUUCAAGAGUCUGACAGCAGGCCCAGCGACUAUGGCAAUGUUCCACGAACUCGAAGGGGUGUUUCAAUGGACGACUUGUCACGAGAGGACGGUAGAGGACACGGAGACACCCUCCUUUCGGUGUGACGCCAAAACUUCCCACCACAGAAUCCGUGGCAGACCCGUUGUGACUGGGAGAAGAGCUGGUCCAGAUUCUGAAUAUGUGGCGCGCAUCCUCGAACAAGUCGAUAGCAUCAAGGCGCAUCCGCAAAGACUGGCCCAUGUUCGAUCCAGUCUCGUUCAAGACGAACCGCUUAAGAAUCCAGAUGCAGAUCGAGCCAAUGCACAUGAUGUACUUCAACAGUCUUGGACAGAGGCGGUUGUUGACGACCUGACCUUUUUUGUGAUCUCUUGCGGGAACGAAGAAAAUAUUGCGAUGCGUGAUAGAGAGAACCAAAGACUAUAUCUAUCCUCCUACGUUCGGCCUACCACCGCCUUCGACCCUUCUCACAGCAAACUUCAUGUCGGACUCUACAUCUGCGCAUAUCUCGACGCACUGGAGCGCGCAAGACUACUGGAAUCCAUGUUGAAUGCUACACCACCGUCGAUCCCCUUCAGGUAUCGCCUCUCUUUAGACAGAGGGCCGCUUACAGAAAAGCAGGCUGAAAUCCCAAUCGCCCGCAGGAAAGCACUUGCAGUGGAGAAAGAGCGCGUAGAUAAGGAGAUCAUCAGCGCUUUUCUGCAAUCUGAGUCAUUCUCGCUUCGACUGCACUCCGCGGUCCUCAGUGCUGCGGCGACCAACGCCAAUGUAUGGAUCUUCCGCAGGCAGUCGUCGUGCUCCGAGAGCGUUUCCCAGCUGCCCAACGAUGGAAACCCUCAAUUCUUCAUCGACUUAGAGCAGAAGCUUGAUGGGAAAGUAUUCGCAGCUUAUCUUGCUCGACUUCCUCUCCACUCCUCAACACAGGCUGAGUAUUACUCUAAUCGCUUGGUUAUGAAGCUGGCCAAGACGGACGUGGAAGUCACAGCUUUGGAAGAGGAAUAUGGUGCCUACAUGAAGUGCUCGUCACAACGUGUCGACGCACUUGUACCAAUAUACGGUCUCUUCUAUUCGCAGGUGAUGCUGCAGCCAUCUGACCCAUUUUACCGCUCGCUCAAGGUAAUCCUGGAGGGCCGUUGCGAUCCUACUGUCCUUUCUCCAACCAAGGAAUCCGUCAACUCACCUCAAGAAUCCCCUCUGACUUUCCACGACAGGCAUCUGGCAAAGGAUCUCGCUCUUGAACAAAUCAUUGCUCUACCUUCGACGCACCAGUCGUUGUCCAAACUCUGUGAGGCGGCCGUAGGGGCUUUUCUGCAGAGCGGUCACAAGUUCCAACCAGGAAACAAUUUGGUCCCAGGCGUCCCACAUCGACCAGUGCAUAAUGCGGCUGGUGCAUCGUUAUAUUAUCAGUGGCACAUACAUCCCGUCUGCCAUAAGUUGGUGUCCAAGUUGAUUUUUCAUCCAACAUUUCCGGAUUGGGAUUCGGUAUUUAUCUUCAAUGACGAUUCUAUCAGGGAUAACCCAUUCGCAUUACAUGGGUGGCUCCAGAUCAGCUACAACGCGACUCAAAAGAAAAUGUGUUUUACCGACAAGCUCGACGCAUUACUCGAUUCUGCUCUCAAAGACAAGUUAGAGGACCUGGCACGGCGAUAUCCCGAGCUUGCCCUCUGGCAAAUAUUUGGGAGGAACCCAGUCGCGCUAAGAUUGCUCAAAUCCGUCGAACGAGACAGAAAAUUCUCUUGGGAGGUGCCACGUACUGGUGGGGCAAGGACGAAUGCGAAGACCUCACGGCCCCGGGACGCGAACCUUGGGGUACUUGCCAAAAUCCUUCCAAAAAAAUACCAACGGGGAAAGGCUCGCCCUCCUGUCCCAAACACAGAUCUUCAUCCCGUUUUGGAUUCAUCCAUUCGUCCUCCGACGCCUGGUAGUCGAAAGAACGCAUACAGAGCAGAUUUUUGUCAUUAUAUCCAACACACGUGGGCGAGGGCCACUCUGAAGGACGCUACUUUCAUAAUUUUCAAUUGUGGCAGUCACGAGCGAGUUGGUAUCCGGCAUAGGGAAACUCAGACAUUAUUCCUUUCAGAACCAAUUGAUACCGUCCGUGUGGGUUACAGGAAGUGCCACAUUGGGCUGUAUCUUGCCAUUGUCCAGGAUGUCCUAGAGCGGCAAAAAAUGGCAAAGGAGGAAGAAACAGCAACGUCAACCCUCAAGCGUACACAGGAGUGCUUGGACGAUAAAGAAGAAGUUGUCGCGAAACGACGCAAAACGUCUGCUCCCCUGCCUCCAGAGGACCUUGAGGCGUUAGCUAAAGAACUAAGCACUCGGCCACUAGCCUUGAUUCACCUGGACUACGGUGUGUAUCGCUCGCCUGUGCCUUCGUCGUUUAUUCGAGUGGGUUCCUCCUGCGUCCCAAGUCUAUAUAGCCGGCUUCCUUCAGAUAAGGCCACCGAGCGGUAUAAGGCCGAGGAGUCUUUCUCUCUUAUCCUCGGAGAACCUAUGGGAGAAGGGGCCGUUGGAGUGGUCCAUCCGGCGUCACUCGAGGUCCCUUGUUCUGAAAGCACCCUCAAGCAUAGACUACUCGUCAAGUUGGCCUUUUCUCUGAAGUCAAGAGAUAGGCUACGCCGUGAGUUCAGAACAUACGAGACUUUGGCUCGUAAGCGCAUCGUUAGGGGCAUCAUCACCGUGCACGGAUUGUUUGAAGAUUCCGAGACAGGAACUUUAGCAUUGGUUAUGGAAGAUGGUGGCCAAAGUUUGCGACAGCGCGAGGCAGAGCGUACCAAUACGGAGAAUCCAGAACAGGUGUCAACAACGGAUGAAGAACGGAAAGCAUUUAUUGCAAUAAUGAAUAGCCUACAUGAAGCAGGGAUUCGACAUCGCGACAUCCGAGCGGACAACAUGGUCAUUCACCCAGUGACGCACCAAGUAUCCCUCAUAGACUUCGACUGUGCGGACGACAAACUAACACAGAAGACGCUUGCGAACGAGAUCCAGUGCAUGAAUGACAUACUGGAUCGGUCUUACGAAGGACAACGAUACUACAGCGCCAGCCCGGACCCUCCACCGUCGGACUGUUUUGAUUCAGACGAAGAGUUCACUGGAGACCCCCCUCCUCGUAACCCUCCUCCACCGCGUGCUCAUUACUCCUUCUCGCUCUCCCCUACUCCCGCAGAUGGUGGCGAUGAAGUUGCAGCUCUCACAACUUAG